UAUCUGGGCGUUAACGGGUACGCCCACUUCAAGUUCUUAAGAUACAAUGGCAGAAGAAGAGGAGGAUUUGCCGGUCGAAAGAGAAGAGAUAGAGCAGAUAGAACCUCCCAGCCAGCAAGAAGACGGAGAGAAAGAAGAGCCUCGUCCUACCACGUCUCCUCUACCUGAGACUGGUAGCAGCGACCAAACAAACUCGCCUACUAAUGACAGCCUCACACUCCACUCAGAACUUGAGUCUGUAGAACUUAGUACCACCAUUAGUCCUUCUACCCCUCUUCCUCUUGGGGCUACUAACGGGUCAGCAGAGAAAAAGAGACAGAACCUUUUAUUGAAUAAUAACAAAUCUCCUGCCAAGACCAAGUUCUCUUUUUUUAAAAGGAAGAGUUCAGGUGCUGCUUCAUCAGGAGCUCUUCCUCCUACCUCAACGACUGGACUCAUUCUUGAAGGAAGACCAAAAGGUCUCCCUGCAAAGACGCCUGCCGAAGAAAAGAAACAUCAGAAACUCUACCAAGAGAUGAUCCAAGCUACGAAAAAGAAAGAGUUACAGCAUGCUAGUGACACUCAUAAAAUGGAGCAGAAGAGACACACAAAGGAAGAUCAAAUUGCAGUAGCCCAGAAAAAAUGGGCCGAAAUAUUGCCAAAAUUUGACUCUUUACGAAAUCGUAAAGAGGUUAAGGAGUUAUGGUGGGCUGGGUUGCCUCCUGGAGUAAGAGGAUUAGUGUGGAAGAAAGCAAUUGGAAAUGACCUUAACAUAUCUCCAGAUUUAUACAUGAUUUUCUGGAAGAGAUUCCAGGAGAGGCUAGACCUUGCACAGCAAAGAGGGAGGAGUGAUUCAGUUGCAUCUGUGACGAGUAUCAGUAGAGAGAGCAGUGUGGAUGUAAUUCAUCUUGAUUUACAGAGGACAUUCCCUACACUUGGCUUCUUUCAAGAAGGCAGUCCAUUAUGUCAGGUGUUACAUAAUGUAUUAGGUGCUUAUGCUUGUUAUAGACCUGAUGUUGGAUAUGUACAGGGUAUGUCGUUUUUGGCAGCUGUAAUUAUUUUAAAUAUGGAGAAUGAGGCUGAUGCUUUCAUUGCAUUGGCUAAUCUUUUAAACCGGGCGUCGUAUUUGGCGUUUUUUAAAGUUGACCAGGAUCAAAUGAAACCUUACUUUACUGUUUUCUCGUUGCUCUUGGCCGAAUCUCUUCCGAAGGUUUCUGCUCAUUUCAAUCAGUUAGGGUUUCAUCCUCAGUUCUACCUCAUAGAAUGGAUAUUCACCAUCUACACACGUAACUUGCCACUGGAUGUGGCUUGCAGAGUUUGGGACUUGUUUUGUCGCGAUGGAGACUUCUUCUUGUACAGGACAGCCUUAGGUAUUUUAAAUAUGUAUCAGCACCAGUUGUUGCAGUUUACAAGUAUUGAAGAUGUCGGCCAUUUUUUGGGGCAUUUGCCGUCAACUCUUGACUCAGACCAGCUGUUCAGCAGCAUUAGCUCAAUUCCACUUACUGAGAAAAAAUUCAGUCAAUUAUUAACACAAAAUAAAACGAAAUAAUAAUAAUAUUAAUAACACAAAGUUUUAAUCCUGCCUUAUCAUUAUUAUAAUUAUUAUACUAUUAUUGUUGUAUUAUUAUUUGUAUUGUUUAAAAAAAAUAAUGAUUUAUGCUUUAA
Amphimedon queenslandica is the source of this 1644-nucleotide messenger RNA. RefSeq names its product TBC1 domain family member 12-like. The transcript has 12 exons. Gene Ontology annotation, molecular function: GTPase activator activity; small GTPase binding. The coding region runs from base 47 to 1528 and encodes 493 amino acids. Gene Ontology annotation, biological process: regulation of GTPase activity. NCBI's taxonomy places the organism in Eukaryota, Metazoa, Porifera, Demospongiae, Haplosclerida, Niphatidae. The record is from RefSeq and is a predicted model, not a curated record.